AUGAACGAUCGAAAAUGCUUUGAGUUACUGGAUAAAGCUCUAAGAGAUAUUACAAACAACCAUAAUAGACCAUUUGGUGGAAAAUCGAUCUUGCUAGGAGGCGAUUUCCGACAAACGCUCCCCAUAAAACCAAAAGCCUCAAAAACCGAAAUUUUAGCCUCAUGCAUUACUAGAUCUUAUUUAUGGCGCUUUUUCAAGACAUUUACGCUCACUCGAAACAUGCGACUCACUGAUUCUGGUCAAGACACAUCAUGGUUUUCUAAAUGGCUGCUUGAUAUCGGUGAUGGAAAAAUCGGACACACUAAAGAACACUGCACUGAUGCAAAAAUAGUUGAAAUUCCUGAUCAACUUCUCAUCCAACCUUCUAAAACUGCACUGUCUGAACUGAUAUCUUUUGUAUACACCAAAGAGAUGCUUCAUUCGCCAACACCUACUGAUAUAGCAACCCGAGCGAUCAUAUGUCCAAGAAAUGACACAGUUGACGAAAUCAACAAGCUGAUAUUGAAUAUGUCUUCCGACACGCUCCAAACAUACUUAAGCACCGACAGUAUGAUUCCACACUCAAAAAAUGGUGGUGUUACAGAUCUUAUGUAUCCUGUAGAUUACCUAAAUUUGCUGAAUUUUCCAGGAAUACCUAACCAUUCUCUCACGUUGAAAAAAAACACCCCUGUGAUGUUAUUGCGUAACAUCGAUCAAAAAAACGGUUUGUGUAAUGGUACUAGAUUGUUGGUCUCACAAUUACUUCCUACUGUAAUAGAAGCUCAUAUUAUCACUGGUACGUCUAUUAACCGUAGAGUAUAUAUACCUAGAAUAACAUUUGUCCAUAACAAUAAAGAAUUGCCUUUCAUCUUUAAGCGACGUCAGUUUCCUUUAAGACCUUGCUAUGCAAUGACCAUUAAUAAAAGUCAGGGUCAAUCAUUGAAUAGAAUAGGCAUUUAUUUACGCCAACCAAUAUUUGGACACGGUCAACUCUAUGUUGCACUCUCUAGAACUACGUCACCCACAGGACUAAAAGUUUUGAUAGAACACGAACAAUAUGAAAAACCAAACACAAUUGUGAACAUAGUAUAUUCUGAUUAUUUGCAUGACAUUCAAAUCGAACAGGUGGUAGGUUUAUUUGUUACUUUAAUAUUCUAA
This is a messenger RNA of Erigeron canadensis, 1137 nucleotides long. Its product is annotated as ATP-dependent DNA helicase PIF1-like. The transcript has a single exon. Gene Ontology annotation, biological process: DNA repair; telomere maintenance. Lineage: Eukaryota; Viridiplantae; Streptophyta; Magnoliopsida; Asterales; Asteraceae. Bases 1 to 1137 code for a protein of 378 amino acids. The record is from RefSeq and is a predicted model, not a curated record. Gene Ontology annotation, molecular function: DNA helicase activity.